UAACGGUCAUUCACGCCAUAUGCGUAAGACGUAUGGACGUAUGAUUACCCUUAACAUUGUAUACUUAGCAUAUAUACUUGUGUAGUCAUGCAUGGUAUGGUCAGUACGUUAUUCGUCCUGCUGCGGUCAGUAAAUGUUCUAGAGGGACAAACGAAAUACAAACCUCAAAGUAGGCUACAAAGUACAUACUUGGUGAAGCAGGGCGAAGGUUUUUACAGGGAAUAACUGCAGAUCGUUCGGAUGUGACGCAAAUAAUUAGGUCCCUAGAACACCUUGACAUGCACGUAAUGACGAACCUUGAAAGUUGGAAUUCAGUAGCUGUCCGGGGACCAGUUCAGCUCUAUCCGGGGACAAUCAUCUUCAUUAGCCAGACUGGAGCAGACAACGAUAUUUGUCUCGUUAUCGUGAUCGUUAGCCAGUUUUGGACACUCGUUUAUUAAAAGGACACAGAUCACCAAAAAAGGGUUUGAAAAUACAUUUUCUGCCAGGUUUUGGUGAAUAUUCAUGAUUUUGAGGCGGAACGAUACAAGAGUUGUGAGGUCAAACACGACGAUAGAUAUUCUAAUGCUGAUUCCAGUCCUGAUACAAGUAGAAGAUUAACACAAAGAAAAAACUACAUAUAGACACAAUCAAGUAGGAGUUUAACACAAAGACAAGACUACAUUUAGACACGAUCAACAAUGCAUCCCCGAAAUCUCUUUCGUGAUUCAAGACUGGCUGUUCAUAUAUUAGUUUGUUUAUUUGGAAUAUCUUCAUGGAUCGAUAUAAACGGAUUGUGGGUGGAGCUACCAUUAAUGGUGACGAAACUACCGGAAGCUUGGAGUUUGCCAUCUUAUAUGAUAGUUAUUAUACAAGUCGCGAACAUUGGGCCUUUGUUGUUUGUUAUUCUAAGUUACAUGUACAAGGAAAAAAGACUGGAAGUGGGAACAAGUAUCUUGGUAAUAAGUGUAGGACUCGUGGCAUGCCUCUUAUUAGCCAUGUUCUGGCAAGAGACAACUAUUAUAGCCGGAAAAUAUCAUAGCACGGCAUUGCUCACUCUUAACUUCUUCCUUGCUACCGUCGAUUGUACAUCAUCCUUGGCAUUUCUGGCUUUCAUGUCCUCAUUAAAAGCUCAAUAUAUGUCGACGUAUUUUAUUGGCGAAGGAUUAAGCGGAAUGAUCCCGAGUUUAACAGCAUUAGCACAAGGAGCUGGUCAGAUUAAUUGUAUUAAUGGAUCCAACAUCAAUGCCACGAUCAUUAACAACACGUGGUUUAAUGACACCAGUUAUUUUACUUAUCCUAUGUAUGAAGAACCCAAAUUUUCUGUUCAAGUUUUCUUCUUUAUUUUAUCAGCAAUGAUGCUUCUGUCAUUGACAGCAUUUCUUGUGUUAAAAUUUCACCCUUCCCUCAAAAGUGAAUAUACUAAAAAUUUCACCUCCAUGGACAAAUAUAUGGAGAAUCCUGUUGAAGUCAUCACCAUCACAAAAUAUGAGACACAAAACGGCGAGAAUAAACACAACAGCGUCAAAGAGGAAAUCGAUAUAGAGCGAAAACCUACCAAGGCCAAACCUACUACGACCACCAUUAUCAUUUUACUCUUUACAGUUGCCUGGAUAAAUUUCUUUACUUCAAGCUUCCUGUUAGCAAUCCAGACUUAUUCCUGCCUGCCAUACGACAUUGAGGUCUAUCAUUUAACAGUGACUUUGACAAACAUUGCAAACCCUUUGGCAUGUUUCGCCGCCAUGUUUUAUACCAUUUAUUCUACAGAAGGGAUCGCUGUCAUCACCUGUAUUGGUACUGCACUGGGAUCGUAUAUUAUUAUAGCAGCAGCAAUGAGUCCUGCUCCACCUCUAGUAGGUCAUGCAUCUGGAGGACCAAUAAUGGUAACAACAUGGGUAGUGUGUAUAUUUGUUUUAACCUAUGCUAAAGUGGGUGUGGCAAAUGUUUUAAGGCUGAGUGGAAGGAAAAGUUUGAUUCUGUGUGGAGCCUUUACUCAGAUUGGUAGUUUUAUUGGAGCGAUUGUUGGCUAUAUAUUAAUUAAUAUAUAUGCAUUAUUUGUUGAUGCGCCCUAUUGUUAAUCAUUUUUAUAUUAUACUCCCACGCUGUGUCGUCACCCAUGUCGGUCCAUCGGUGUUAUUUCAAAUUUGAUGUCAUCAGUCACGAGAGGACGAACCCUGCGUUAUUUAGGAGAUAAACACUUCCUGUUUCGCAUUUAGAUUGGUGUUAUAUUGUCCAGUAGACAUGUCCUUAUAUCAUUAGGACCCAAGAGGCGUUAGCGUCACGGGUUCUAAUGUAAAAUCUCAGGACAUGUCUAGUGGACAAUAACACCCCUCUAAAUGCGAAACAGGAAGUGGUUAUCGACAUUGUAACAUGCUAUUUUAGGAUUUUAAAAGAAAUUACUAAAACAGAGGGGUGUUAUAGUCCAAUAGACAGUGUCUAAUUGACCAAUUAAAACGCAAGAUUCACCCUUAAGCAUGUUACCACCACCUUUAACCCCCUUGAGAUAGGUGCUACAAUUUUUAACAUAUUUCAUUUGUAUCUAAUGUGAAGCCUUGGGGUCACGGGAGGAUGAACUCUAUCGACGUGUAGUGAAUCAUUGGGGGCAAGGGAGGGCGAACCUUGUCGAUGUUCAGCUGUCGUCGACCUUCCGUUCCGCAGCCCCAUUCCCUUCAUUUCCAAAAAUGUUUUAAACGCGAAAGAUGCUAUAGCUUUAGCGAUCUGUUUUCAAAUUUGGUGUAAAUCCUAAUGAGUGAAAUAGGAUGAACCCAAUUGAUUUCCUAAUAUGGUAUGGAGCAUUGGUAUUAGAGAGAGGGGAAUGGGGUUUAACGUCCGUUAAAGGAUGUAUCCUCUAUCGUGUUCACAAUGUUUUCAGAAAAGGGGGGAACUCUGGAACACCAAAUUUGGAAUGCAUCUGUUAAAAACUGUAGCCGCUAUUGUUUUCAGAAGGUUUGAAGCAAGGGGGAUGUUGUGGAGCAGUGAAUAUCGAUGGAGUUCGUCCAAGUUUUCGUACAAUCAGGGGCAAUAAUCAAGGAAUUUAUGGCCCGACAUGUGUCCGAGAUAUUUUAAGCUUCAUCCAAAUUCGAUAAAAAAAUUAUUACCUGUAGAGUGUCCACAAACAAAUGUGAACAGACAUCGCGAUGGACAUGGGCGACUGCAUAACACGUCCAUGUGAUAAUGUGGGCGAAUAAAAAACUGCUUAAAGGCUCAAUACCACUCGUGUUGUAACUGAAUAAUAUGUCCCAAUCUUUACUCUGGUUAACAAAUUGUACUAUUUUAGAAUAUUUCAAUUAAUUGAUGAUACAAAUUUCAUCUUAACACACCUUAUUUAAAAAUUUAGAAAAAUUCAACAUAAUGGUUUGAAACGUCUAACGUAAACCUUUUCAAAUGAAACUUCGAUUUAAAAAUAUUUUCGAACCCUCUGGACAAGUAAAAUAGGAUGUAAUGGAUAAUUUACACAACAGGUAGGACACUUAAACAUCUAGUACUUAGAUAGAGAUAUUAUUUAUUUUCUGGAGCUUUCAAGCCAGCAAGAGUGUUAUUGUCCCUUUAAGAAUGAAUAAAUAAGUUGUUUUUAUGUAUCGGAUUGUUAUUUGUUAAUAUCUAUAAUUGUUAAAAAUGAACAAAGGACUACAAACAGUAGAAUAACAAAAUACUAACUAUUAAAAGUGUUGACAAGAUACGUUAAACUAUGGAAGCGUAUCUGGGUCAAUGGCGCGAUAGAUACUACAAUUUUAAACAUGCAUUAUGCAAGAGCUAAAUUAGCAUAUUUUAAGUCUUUAUUUAGGCUUCAGAUGUCAUAGAAAUUAUAAAUUAGAUCUUUAUUUACACAACAAGUCCAAAAUCAACUCUGUAGACCCACGGAUGGCUUGGAUUUAAACAGGAUUUUAUUGAUUGAUUAAAUUUUUAAAUGGCGUCGUAAGCAGAGAUUAACCGUUACGUUUACGUCAUACUCCCGGAAAUUUUCCAUAAAAGGCAGUGAUGAUCGAGGCUAAAUGAUAGAUCGUACGAUGCGAGGCCGCUGUUGAGCGAGGCCGCAUGUCAGUCAAUUUGAUUGAAAGUUCGAUAUACCGACUUGAUAUUAUGUUUAGUUGUAGUUAAAAUGAGAAAAAAUAUGGAAGUUGAUAAACAUCGCAGCUAACAUCACCCCAGUUGAAUGGCAGUCCCAUUGGAUCAAUGUUUCCUAUGUCUGCUUCGGGAGUCACGUACUAGGCCUACCAGGUACAGUACAAGAGUACACGCAGGCUAACAAGAAAGUCGGCUAUAAUUAUGUACAAUGCUGCCUCAUUGAUUUGGUCCAUUCCUUUCAAACUUUCGCUUCUUAUCUAUAUAUUAAAGGUCUUAUUUUUAAUUUGUAGUAAAAAUAAAUGUGAUACGAAUUGAAUUGCAACCCCGUCUCAAACCGAAUAGGCUAACGGUACCACAGCCAUUAUGUAGGUGGAGUUAACGCCUGUCAAUCAAACGAUCGGCCAUUCUCGGAGACGGUGAAGAUAGAGUUGACUCCUAUUUCUAGUCAAAAAUUACAAAGGUGAUAACUAUGUUCAGAAUAAAGUAAUUUGACUGAAA
Messenger RNA from Patella vulgata (common limpet), 4542 nucleotides. Its product is annotated as solute carrier family 52, riboflavin transporter, member 3-B. Gene Ontology annotation, cellular component: plasma membrane. The coding region runs from base 681 to 2057 and encodes 458 amino acids. The transcript is spliced from 4 exons. Gene Ontology annotation, biological process: riboflavin transport. NCBI's taxonomy places the organism in Eukaryota, Metazoa, Mollusca, Gastropoda, Patellidae. Gene Ontology annotation, molecular function: riboflavin transmembrane transporter activity. The record is from RefSeq and is a predicted model, not a curated record.